UGUCUAAAAUUAAAAAAAAAACAAACUUCCGUUUGAUUUUUUGUGUGGCUGACUAACUAAUGAAAACCAUGCUACGUAAUUUGCGUUUCCCGUUAAUAUUUGGUGGUCUCUUGGCCGCUUAUGGUACAGCUUUUAUAUACAGGAAAAACUACCUACAAGAACCAGAUAGAUUGGAUGAAGAUACAUACAACCAAAAACAGAAUGAAUUGAUGCAGCACAAGAAACUAGCAAAUGAUCAAAGAAAGAAAAUGUUGGAUCAGAGGAAAAAGAUGAUGGAGGAGAAAAACAAUUAGUUCACAAAAAACAAUACAAUUUUCAUAAUUUUAUUCAGUGACUGUUAUUGCUAAAUUAAAAUUAACUUUAAGCUAUAUAAUAUAGAUAAUGAUAUUUAAAUUCUAUUACAAAUAUGGAUUCACCAAAUAAGGAUUUACAAAGUGGAAUAAAGACUUCAUCACCCUACAAAACUGUCGACAAUUGUUCACUGACAGUUAAUCAGAGACCUAGGCCUAGGCCUGCAUUGGUAGGAAAUGCUAAAGAAGAUGGAAUUCCCCUCAGGUACCUAGAGGUUAGCCUUCAUGACCUAAUGGAGGAUGAGGGCAAGAGCUCACCAUCGGAUUUCAAGUUGCCACAAGGAAAGCAAAGUCAAAGUGAGGAGGAGAGACUCGCUUGCCACAUAUGCAAAAAAGUUCUUGCGCAUAUGAAUGUACAGAGGCAGCAGCAACAUCUAAAUAGGUGCAUGGAUAAAGCAGAAAAAGAAAAGGAAACAGCACAAGCAACUACUGUCUUGGAUUGCCCUAUUUGUGGCAAAAGGUUAAAAACAGAAAAGCAAAGAAAAGUUCACUUGAAGAUAUGUGGAAAGUCCAGUGGUUUGAAACCCCAAGAGUUACUGGAAAAAAUUAAGCAGCAGGAGAUAGAAAUUAAACCAAAUAGCAGCAAUGUUCUUAGUUUCCAGAAACCACAAGCAGAGAGACCUAAGCCAAAAAGAGGAAGGAAAAAAGCCGCAGCAACGAAGACAAAACAAUCUUGGGAAACAGAUGAAGAACUGCAGGUUGCCAUGGCAAUAUCUGCAUCUCUUAAUGAUCAAGAAAGUAAAAAUGCUGUUUGUGACCUGUACGAAAGGAAGAAUAAAAAGAAGACAAAGAGAGGAACAAAAGCGAACAAACUGUUGGAGAUGCCCGUAUUACUCUCAAGAAGUGAAGCAGAAAAAACAAGGAUUACAGUUGACAGGUUUACAAACAUUUUAGAAUGGAAUUCAGAUGAGGAAGAGGAAGUGAUCACACUACCUCCAAGCAGAUUGAAGAAAAACAGGAUUGUCAACCAAUCCACUUCAUCCAAGCCACAUCUUAAUUAUUGGAGCUUAUCAAGCCUGACCGGGAAUUAUGAGCAAAACCAGGAAUUUGUGUCCAAACAAACACAGAAAUGUGUGACUGAGAAAGAAACCAACCCAAGUAUACUCACCCAGUCAACAAGAAAUGUGAGGUCAAUGUCUGAGCAGAGUGCAAGUGGAUCAAUUUCCAGCACUUGCAGGAUUCUGGCAGAAUUAGCUGAAGAUCAUGUGACCCAGUCUGGAGGACAUUCACCUCCAAAACAGGCUUCUACCGAAGAGGACUGGCAUAAGACGAACCUCAUAGGGUGCUUCUCAUCUCUCAUUGACAAUGAAUUCUUGAGCGACGUGACAAUCCAAUGUGAAAAUGACACCACCAUCAAUGCCCACUCUUUCAUCAUUCACCUCCGAUGCCCAGAUCUUCACAAGAGUUUAAUACGUGAUGAUACCAAGUGGUCUUGUGAUUUAAAAACUUACUCCCAGGCGUCCGUGUUAGCCUUCAUUAGUUAUAUGUAUGCGGCAAAUGUAGAUAUUUCAGUGUUUGUAUUACCCGAAUUAAUCCGCUUACUCAAAAGGUAUCACAUGCAAGGUUUGGAUGAUUUGUGCCGUAAACUGGAAGCAGACCGACAAAAAGACAAUCAUGAUUUAAAAUUUGUUUCUAAAGAUUUGGAUGAACUAAUGGAAGGCAUUGAAGAGGAAGAAAUGGAGAUUUGUUAUUCUGAUCGGGAGAAUGAGGAAGAGAAUCUUGGUCAUGUUCUUCUUGACAUUGAUGAUGCCAAUAAUGUUUUUAUGGAAUCUCCUCCAAGAGCCAAACCCAGUUCACCAUCUAAUGAUAAUCUGUCUAUUGAACUAACAGAAGCAAAUAGAAUAAAAGACAUACAUGACGUAUCAUGUGGAAUGGAUGUCGAAGAAAUUCCUAAGAACCUUACAGUAGAGAAAACUACUGAAUCUGAAGAACAACCUCAAAUAGAUAAUUCUGCUAGAGAAGUUCAUGUUAACGAAGAAGAGGUCAUCGAAUGUGUUGCUUCAACUCCGGUUAUAAGAAAUAUACAAAGAUGUAAUUUCCGUCCGCCCAUCACAUCACCAAUUUUGGAACCAAAUUUUAAGUCUGUUGAAAUAUCAACUUCAGUUGUACGAAAUGUAAAGAGACGCCAUUUGCCUGCUUCUAGUACAUCUCCAAUUUCGGAACAAAGGUCAAUUUCUGAGUUUGUUGAUUUAACAACUCCACUUGCAGGAAAUGUAAAAAGAUGUUAUUCAUCUUCUCCUACUAUAACUCCCAUGUUGGAACCAAGUUCUAAGUCUGUUGUUUCAAAAACUCCAGUUGCAAGUAAUGUAGAAAGACAGCAAGUGUCACCUCUAAUUAGUUAUCCAGUCUCUUCAAUGUUAGAACUAAGUUCACAGUCUGUUGCAUCAGCAAUAUCAGUUGUAAGUAAUGAACAAAGACAGCAGCCGCAACCUCAAAUUCUGGAACCUAGUUCAAAUCAUAAUCGAGAGCCUGUUGAUUUUACAUCUUCGCUUAGGAGAAGGAUCGAAAACAGAUUAGAUGGUCAUGCAAAGAAAAUUGAAUUAGCUGAUACUGCAAGAUUACAGGUCUCGGAGAGCGAAGUGACUUCAGAUACAUCCCAAAAGAGUGUGAAAUUAUCAAUUAAGAAUAACAGAAAUGAUGAACCAUUUACUGAUGAUCAUAUAGCGGAUUUAAAGUUUUCUUAUGAUAAAGGUGAUGGGAUAUGGAAUGAGUCUGGGGAUGUGUGUGAUUUAACAGGUGAAGAACCUGAAGAAGAGAAGAACACAGUAGCAAAAAUGAAUGAGGAGCUGAGAAAAAAGGAGGAUGGUGAUUACGGCAAAACUAAAGAAGUAAUGCCGGCUUUAAUUUUCAGUCCAGUAAACAAAAAUGCAGAUAAUGUGAAUGCAUCAGUGUGUCCAAGUCCCGGUGACCAGUUACAUAAAGAUGCCCUGGAAUUCAGUUGUACUCAGAGCUUCUUACUAGAUUUACAGUCUGGAAAACUCCAGGAGGAUCAGCUGUGGGGAGGAUGUGUUGUAAAGAUGACUGAUUGCCGGAAUCAGAUUGCCAUGGCCGCUAAUGAUUUGCCUGAAAAAAUAAAGAAAAAGAAGAAAGCAGCAUCAAAAGGAAAGGAAGCACAGGUGCCCAUGCCAGCUGUAGAUGCGCUGAAUACACCUGCACUAAAGAAAGAACUCAGCCAGUUUGGUGUAAAGGCCCUAAGUAAAAAACAGGGUAAAACACUGUUGAAAGAAAUUUACAGACAGUCAGAAAUAGGCGAAGAAAAGGAUGUAGAGGAUGAACAAGCUAACAAACAGAGCAGCAACGAUGUUUCGCAUUCAGAUAUUUCAAGUACAGAACAAAGUGAAAGCGAGACAAGUGACGGUGAGAAUCCCCUACUUGAUGAAAACCUUAUUUGUUCUCCAACAAAGCAUGGGCAAGAUGUUGAUAUACAGCUCAGUGGAUUUAUAAAGCAAAAUCAAACACUGUUUACUAGUGUUUUAAUGUAUGAGCCUAUAAAUUUUAGCAAAUUGCAUCAAGAUGUUCUUGAUAGUGGAAUCAAAUGCUCCAAGGCUAAUUUAAUCAAGUUCCUUGAUCAAAAGUGUAUCAACUUUCGCUUCACUGAAGUGGGCAGCAAUCGCCAGGGGAAAACAAGAAGCAAAAGGAAACCAAAGAAAAAAGAAAAGCCUUCUUCAUAGGUCACUAAGGUCAUUGGCUGUCAAUCAGUGGUGUAUCUUGCAGAAUGCAUGUACCCUGCCCUCCCCCCUCAUCAAGAAAAAAGCUUGCCUUCCUCCAGUCACACCCCCUUCAGUCCCCUCAUUGAGCCCCCACUCCACAUUAGCAACCACACCCCCCCCCCAUUUUAAGACUUAUAUAUACACCACUACUGUCGUUUCCUAUGACUUCGCAUUCAGUCAAACGAAUCGUAAUAAACAUACGGUAAUUUGAAGAAGUAUUUGUGAUACUGUACUUUAUAUUAGACAACACUUAUACAAAGAUUCUGACUUGCUACAAGAUUAUUUAAAACUUGAUGAAUACAAUUUGUGUAGAUACUGGUAUCGGCAUUUAUAAUGCGCCUCUUCCUAGCGGUUAUAAAGGGCAGUUCGUCUUCCUGGUCAUUGGGUCCACAUGCUCAAGUUUAGCUGCCGGUAGUCAGCAGCAUGUAGAGAGAGUAGCAACUCAAAUAAAGUGCCUUGCUCAAAGACACAAGUAAAAUGCACAGGAAGUGAUUGAAACCCCGACUUUGAGGUUGGGGAAACCAAACCGUUCCCGCUGCACCAAACCGCUUCCACAAGAUAGAUUUGAGGCACUUAUGUUUGCCAACUUUGAAAAAUAACAAGUGUAUGUCAUUCAGGUAUUUACGAUUUUUCAUGGAAUUGAUUUUUUUGGGCCCAAAUUUGAGUAUUCCAAAACUAGAGGCCAUCCAUGAAGUUAAAAACUAUGAACAAAAAUUAAUUGUAAGAAUAAAGACAUUUGGGGUUUGAAGUUA
Molecule: messenger RNA, 4812 nt
Organism: Anneissia japonica
Lineage: Eukaryota; Metazoa; Echinodermata; Crinoidea; Comatulida; Comatulidae
Product: structure-specific endonuclease subunit SLX4-like
Exons: 21
Coding region: 407-4021 (1204 amino acids)
Biological process (GO): DNA replication; resolution of meiotic recombination intermediates; meiotic DNA double-strand break processing
Cellular component (GO): Slx1-Slx4 complex; nucleus
Molecular function (GO): enzyme binding
Source: RefSeq, a predicted model, not a curated record